CCUCUUUGCUACCGGUAGUUCAGUUUAUCUUCCUCUGACAGGAAGUGAGUGGUCCUUUUCCGCAGACUCCAACAUGGCCCGAGGACCGAAGAAGCAUCUGAAGCGCGUGGCAGCUCCUAAACACUGGAUGCUGGACAAGCUCACUGGAGUCUUUGCUCCUCGUCCAUCCACCGGUCCCCACAAGCUGAGGGAGUGCCUGCCCCUCAUCAUUUUUCUGAGAAACCGUCUCAAGUACGCCCUGACUGGAGAUGAGGUCAAGAAAAUCUGCAUGCAGAGGUUCAUCAAGAUCGAUGGCAAGGUCCGCACAGACAUCACCUACCCCACUGGGUUCAUGGAUGUGAUCAGCAUUGAGAAGACAGGAGAAAACUUCAGGCUGAUUUAUGAUUGUAAGGGACGCUUCACAGUUCAUCGCAUCACAAAUGAGGAAGCCAAGUACAAGUUGUGCAAGGUGAGGAAAAUUCUCGUUGGCACGAAGGGAAUCCCACAUCUGGUCACCCAUGAUGCCCGCACCAUUCGCUACCCUGACCCUAUGAUCAAGGUCAACGACACUGUCCGCAUUGACUUGGAAACUGGCAAAGUUACAGAUUUCAUCAAGUUCGAGACCGGUAACAUGUGCAUGGUGACAGGAGGUGCUAACUUGGGGCGUAUUGGUGUGAUCACCAAUAGAGAGAAGCAUCCCGGCUCCUUUGAUGUGGUGCACGUUAAGGACAGUACUGGCAACAACUUUGCCACCAGGCUCUCCAACAUUUUUGUUAUUGGCAAGGGCAACAAGCCAUGGGUGUCUAUUCCUCGUGGAAAGGGUAUCCGCCUGUCCAUUGCUGAGGAGAGAGACAAGAGACUGGCUGCCAAACAGAGCAGCAGCUAAGUCAACAGACCUAGUGUGCAACCGUGAUUUCAAAUAAAAAAAUUAUUUACAA
Misgurnus anguillicaudatus (oriental weatherfish) is the source of this 917-nucleotide messenger RNA. It is a transcript of the gene rps4x, whose product is annotated as ribosomal protein S4 X-linked. Gene Ontology annotation, cellular component: ribosome; cytosolic small ribosomal subunit. The record is from RefSeq and is a predicted model, not a curated record. Gene Ontology annotation, molecular function: RNA binding; structural constituent of ribosome. Gene Ontology annotation, biological process: translation. NCBI's taxonomy places the organism in Eukaryota, Metazoa, Chordata, Actinopteri, Cypriniformes, Cobitidae.